Protobothrops mucrosquamatus (brown spotted pit viper) is the source of this 1553-nucleotide messenger RNA. Its product is annotated as laminin subunit beta-1-like. The transcript has 12 exons. NCBI's taxonomy places the organism in Eukaryota, Metazoa, Chordata, Lepidosauria, Squamata, Viperidae. Gene Ontology annotation, biological process: basement membrane assembly; substrate adhesion-dependent cell spreading; cell migration. The annotation marks the transcript as partial. Gene Ontology annotation, cellular component: laminin trimer. Gene Ontology annotation, molecular function: extracellular matrix structural constituent. The record is from RefSeq and is a predicted model, not a curated record.
GCCAUGCCAGUGGUACUGCUCUACUACUUGAUUCUCUGGGGCUGGAUAGGUGAUGUUCAGGGCACAGAAGAGCCUGAUUUAUACCAUGGUUGUUUGGAAGGUAGCUGUUACCCAGCCACAGGAAACCUGCUCAUUGGGAGGACCCAAAGCCUGAGCACGACAUCAACAUGUGGCCUGGAAGAGCCUCAAGAGUACUGCAUUGUCAGCCAUCUUCAGGACUCUGAGAAAUGCUUCAUCUGUGACUCACGUUCAUCCUCCUUCCGUGAGAGCCACCACAUUGAGAAUGUCAUCUACCUUACUGGCCAGAAUGGUGAACAGACCUGGUGGCAGUCUGAGAAUGGAGUAGAGCAGGUCAGCAUUCGAUUGGACCUGGAAGCUGAAUUCCACUUUACUCACCUCAUAAUGAAAUUUAAGACUUUCCGUCCUGCAGCCAUGCUCAUUGAGCGCUCAUCAGAUUUUGGGCAAAGCUGGAAAGUUUACCGUUACUUUGCCUUCAACUGCUCCAAGCUCUUCCCAGCAGUUCCCACUCAGAUCCCAACACAUGUCAAUCAAGCAAUGUGCGACGAGCGAUACUCUGAGAUUGAGCCCUCCAGCUAUGGUGAAGUCAUUUUCAAGGUACUAGACCCUGCUGUGAAAGUAGAAAACCCCUACAGCCAGGAAAUCCAAGAUUUGUUACGUGUCACCAACUUGCGGGUGAACUUCACAAAGCUGCACACGCUGGGAGACAAUUUGUUAGACUCACGAUAUCAAGUCCUGCAGAAAUACUACUAUGCGGUAUAUGAGAUGGUGCUUCGAGGAAGCUGCUUCUGUUAUGGACAUGCCUCCGAGUGUGCCCCCUUCACAGGAUCAGCUAACCCGGUUGAAGGCAUGAUCCAUGGACGAUGUGUCUGUAAGCACCACACGAAGGGUCUCAACUGUGAGCUCUGCAAGGAUUUCUAUCAGGACUUGCCUUGGAGUCCAGCCGAGGUCCACGAUCCACACGCUUGCAAAGAGUGCAACUGCAAUGAACAUUCCCACCGGUGCCACUUCGACAUAGCCGUAUACCUGGCUACAGGUAACUCCAGUGGUGGGGUCUGUGAUGAGUGCCAGCACAACACCAUGGGCCGCCACUGCCAGAACUGCAAGCCGUUCUUCUACCGCAACCCACUGGCUGACAUCAGGGCCAAAACAGCAUGCAUUCCCUGUGACUGUGACCCAGCAGGCACUUUGGAUGGAGGUGUGUGUGACAGUCACACAGACACAACGCUGGGCAUGAUUGCGGGACAGUGUCGCUGCAAAGAGGACGUCAGAGGUGUGCGUUGUGACAGCUGCAAAGAAGGCUUUUACGGCCUAAGCCUCAGUCAUCCUCUCGGCUGCCAACCCUGCAGGUGUGACCCUCGUGGGAUCACCACGGAUAGCAGCCCCUGCGACCAGAUCAGCGGCGAUUGCUAUUGCAAGCGUUUUGUAACUGGGCAAUACUGCGACCAGUGUUUGCCUGAAUACUGGGGUUUGAGCUAUGAUGUGGCAGGCUGCCGAAGCUGUGCUUGUGAUUUUGGAGGCGCCUACGACAAUAG